AUGGAUCCUGCAGAACGGGAUGGCGACUCAAGGAAACCGAAUAAGCCCAAGCAUUCCAAAUUUUCACAGCAGGAGCUUCCAGCAUGCAAUCCAGUGCUGACACCUAAAAUUGUCGUUACUGUCUUCUUGCUAAUUGCGUUCCUAUUCAUUCCAAUUGGGGUUGUGACUCUGAAUGCAUCACGACAGGUUGUCGAACUGGUGGAGAGAUAUGAUAUAAGUUGUGGUCCCAAGCAUGACAAGAUCGGGUUCAUUCAGAAUUCCGAGACUGCAAAAACAUGCAAUAUCACACUGCAGGCGACUAAAUACAUGAAGAGUCCAAUCCUUGUAUAUUACCAGAUUGGCAACUUCUAUCAAAACCAUCGAAGGUAUGUGAAAAGUCGAAGUGAGAAACAACUCCUGUACAAGAGUGCUUCCCAUUUGACAAAAGCAUGUGAUCCUGAAAAUAAUACCGCUGGUGGUGCUCCAAUUGUUCCAUGUGGCCUUGUUGCUUGGAGUAUGUUCAACGACACAUUCACAGUUGAGGUCAAUGGGGAGACUAUUGAAGUAAAUAAAAAGGAUAUAGCUUGGAAAAGUGACAAGAAGCAUAAAUUCGGCAAUGACAUCUAUGCUAGUAACUUCCAGAAGGGAAAACUCAUAGGUGGUGCUAAGCUAAACCAGAGCAUACCAUUAAGUGAGCAAGAAGAUCUCAUUGUAUGGAUGCGAACGGCUGCCUUCCCAACUUUCAGAAAGCUAUAUGGCAGAAUUGAGAAAGAUAUCAUGGAGAAUGCUACAAUAACUGUGGUUAUACAAAAUAACUAUAACACAUAUAGCUUUGGAGGAUCAAAAGCGGUGGUCCUUUCUACUGCAUCUUGGAUUGGAGGAAGAAAUAAUUUCAUUGGUAUUGCGUAUCUGACUAUUGGUGCUUUAUGCCUUUUUCUUGCUAUGGGCUUCACAGUUCUGCUCAUGGUUAAGCCAAGGUAUGAUUCAUAA
Molecule: messenger RNA, 969 nt
Organism: Lolium rigidum
Lineage: Eukaryota; Viridiplantae; Streptophyta; Magnoliopsida; Poales; Poaceae
Product: ALA-interacting subunit 3-like
Exons: 7
Coding region: 1-969 (322 amino acids)
Cellular component (GO): endoplasmic reticulum; plasma membrane; Golgi apparatus
Source: RefSeq, a predicted model, not a curated record